Molecule: messenger RNA, 444 nt
Organism: Trypanosoma theileri
Lineage: Eukaryota; Euglenozoa; Kinetoplastea; Trypanosomatida; Trypanosomatidae
Exons: 1
Coding region: 1-444 (147 amino acids)
Source: RefSeq, a predicted model, not a curated record
AUGGUUAAACCUCUGUAUGAGAAUGAAAAGUUACAUGUACGAACACCUUCAGAAAUAUCUAAUUACUCAGAACCUCAUCUGCCGUGGCCUAAAGGUGAGGAAAAGGGUAAGGAGUAUAAAGAUAGUAAAUCUACUCAGACAGAGGAAAAUAAUUCUUUGGUCUCUACAACCCUAAAUACAGCAGAGGUGGAGGUUACCAAGUCCAUUACUUUGGAUUUUUUGGAUGAAGCAAUUCAAAAAAACGGAAAUACAUUAUUACGAUUACAAAUUAUGAAAAAGCAGGAUUUUUUACCAUUGAUGUCACCAUCGCACGAUGAAUGUAUUAAUAAAGAACCAAAAAUCUCUUCCUGUGCAUUACGACUAGCAGAAACUGAACUCUGUACUGCUUAUCUCAAUACAAACAAGGGAGAGCGACUACCUUUAUGCUUUCUUGGUAAAUAUUAA